Messenger RNA from Elaeis guineensis (African oil palm), 2124 nucleotides. RefSeq names its product probable galacturonosyltransferase 3. The record is from RefSeq and is a predicted model, not a curated record. Gene Ontology annotation, molecular function: polygalacturonate 4-alpha-galacturonosyltransferase activity. NCBI's taxonomy places the organism in Eukaryota, Viridiplantae, Streptophyta, Magnoliopsida, Arecales, Arecaceae.
AUGGCGUGCCGUGGAGACCGAUGCUUCUCCAGCUGCGGAUUUCUUCUCCUCCUCUGGUGCUUCGAGGUUUGGAACUUUGCCUGUGCAGUCAGAUCAGAGACUUCAGAAAUGGUUUCCAUAGUGGUGCCUGAUGAUUCAACAGGCCAGAGAGAUGGCAAAGGCUAUAGGCGUCUGCAGGGUUGUCCGCACUGCAUGCCUGGAAAGGAUGUUGAGAUAACUAUUAUGUAUGCAGAUGCUUCUGGUUCUCUAAAAGUGCAUAAAGUAAACUCGAAGGAUUUAUCUGCUUCUUGGAUGUGGAAGAAUAAUAAUGAUGAAAUCCCUGUAAAUCCAAUGGGUGGACUGUGGAAAGAAGGGUCAUUUAAGCCACAAUUAAGUGAAUCGCGAGAGAAGGACCAGCCUUCUGCUGAUCAACAUCAACAAGCUCACUCAAUUAGCUCAGAGAAGCUAAAGCGUUUGGAACUGCGUCAAAAAAGGAAGCAAAAAAGAACUGCAGAGCUGAUUCAACUAAGCAAAGAUGCUGAAUUACGGAUGAAAAUAGCAACCGUGGAUCACUCAUUGCAUUUCAACAACACACUCAGGCGACAUUACAGCAUAUGGAGGAGAGACCAUCGUAACCAUGACCGAGAUUCCACUUUGAAAUUAAUGAAAGAUCAGAUCAUAAUGGCUAAGGUAUAUGCUAGCAUUGCUCGUUCCAUGAAAAAUCUUGAUCUUUUUGGGUACUUGAUGAACCGGAUUAAAGAAAAUCAAAAUGCUAUUAGAGAAGCAAACUCAGAUGCUGAACUGCAAAAAGGUGCUCUUGAAUAUGUAGAAGCAAUGGCUCGGGUUCUAUCAUUUGCAAAAGAGCACUUAUAUGAUUGUUCUUUGGUGGCAAGAAAAUUACGAGCCAUGGCACAGUCCUUGGAGGAAACAAUAAUUGCACAACAGAAGAAAAACCAGUUCUUGAUGCAGUUCACUACAACAAAGAUAAUCCCUACACCCCUACACUGCCUUCCUUUGCAGCUCACUACUGAUUACUUCCAACAAGAUCAUACAAGCAAAGAAUUAGCAGAUAAGGCCAAACUUGAAGAUCCGUCCCUCUACCAUUAUGCAAUCUUCUCUGAUAAUGUUCUUGCCACAGCAGUUGUCGUCAACUCUACCAUACUACAUGUGAAGGAACCAGGAAAACAUAUCUUUCACAUUGUCACAGACAGGAUGAACUUUGCAGCUAUGAAGAUGUGGUUCAUUGCCCAUCCUCCUUUGGAUGCGACAGUACAUGUGGAGAACUUUGAUGAAUUCAAGUGGAUUAAUUCAUCUUACUGUCCAGUUCUUCACCAGAUUAAAUCUGAGAAUCUUAAACAAUACUACUUCAGAGCAGAUCACCCUUCUACUCUUUCUGCUGGGGAUGAAAAUCUCAAGUACAAGAAUCCCAAGUACUUGUCUAUGCUCAACCAUCUAAGGUUCUACAUGCCAGAAAUAUUUCCAAAGCUGGAUAAGAUACUGUUUCUUGAUGAUGAUGUCAUUGUUCAAAAGGAUUUAACACCACUUUGGUCUAUAGAUAUGAAGGGGAUGGUGAAUGGUGCUGUAGAGACCUGCAAGGGGAGCUUUCAUCAGUUCAACGGUUAUCUCAACUUCUCAGACCCAGUGAUCGCUGAUAACUUUGACCCAAAAGGCUGUGGAUGGGCAUUUGGAAUGAACAUCCUUGACUUGAAAGAAUGGAAGAAACGAGAUAUCACAGGAAUAUAUCACUACUGGCAAAACUUGAACAAAGAUCGAAAUCUGUGGAAGCUUGGGACACUGCCUGCAGGUCUGGUAUCAUUUUAUGGCCUGACAUAUGCGCUUGAUCGGAGUUGGCAUGUUCUUGGUUUGGGCUACAAUCCUCAAAUCAGCCCCUCGGACAUUGAGAAGGCAGCUGUCAUUCACUACAAUGGGAAUUAUAAGCCCUGGCUGGAUCUUGCUAUGACCAAGUACAGGCACCACUGGACCAAGUAUGUAAACCUUGACAACCCUUACCUCCGGGUCUGCAACAUUGUCCUCUGAAUCUGGAGUUGUAGAUAGCAAAUCCUUUUAUCAGUUUGUUCAUAUUCUUUCUCAACUUACAGGCUUGCUCUAUGUUGAGCAACACGUGCUGUCAGCUUCACACACUUC